This is a messenger RNA of Trichosurus vulpecula (common brushtail), 7005 nucleotides long. It is a transcript of the gene PHLDA1, whose product is annotated as pleckstrin homology like domain family A member 1. The transcript is spliced from 4 exons. The record is from RefSeq and is a predicted model, not a curated record. Gene Ontology annotation, cellular component: nucleus. Gene Ontology annotation, biological process: positive regulation of apoptotic process. NCBI's taxonomy places the organism in Eukaryota, Metazoa, Chordata, Mammalia, Diprotodontia, Phalangeridae. Gene Ontology annotation, molecular function: phosphatidylinositol phosphate binding. The coding region runs from base 1 to 1611 and encodes 536 amino acids.
AUGUUGGAUGUUGUCAGAGUAACCCGAAAAUCCAGUGUGGCUGUUUGCAAGCGUGUUCGUCUGGCAGACUCCAGGGUAGGGUGGUGGAAGGUUGUAGGAGAAGGACCGGUUUCAAAAGGUAGAGGUACGAUUGAAUGCAACUUCAGUGCAGGAACCCCCCACUCCUCCCCGCACGACCCUAGUCGGCAUUUUUUCCCCCAGCUUUUUGCGGAAGGGAAACAGGGAACAGGUUCCCAGGAGGUCUGGGAGGAGCUAGGAUUUCUGCCCCACCAGCAUCGCCUCCGACCUCCCAGUCCUGGGCACGACUCUUGGACAGCCAGACACCUUGCCCUGCUUGGCCGGGGCACGGGGCGCUCCCCGGGACACUGCUCCCAUCCCCACCUUCCCCCCACUCCCAGGGAAGGCGUGAGGAGUGAGGUGGGAAGGGAGGGCGGGGCGGGGGCUGAGCCACGUCUGGAAGGGAGCCAAGUUCCCAGGCGCAAGCCAACCUCGUCUGGAGAGCGAGCGGGGCGGUCCGGCUGGCUGGCUGGGGCCGGGGGGGGCGGGUGGGUGCGUGCGGAGCCGCCUUUUCCGCUGGGUGUCACUCUGGGGCGGGAGGGGUGGCUCAUUCAAAAGCGCCGGGAGGGGGCAGCGCCACUCGUCUCCAGUGAGCGGCCAGCUAGGGAGGGAGGGCAGGCAGCCGGCAGCCGGCAGCAGGCAGGAGCCGAGACCAGGCAGGACCCCAGGACGCGGCUCCCCGCCGCCCGAGCCGCCCUGCCCUGCGUCCUCCUGCUCAGCCUCCUCUACCCUCUCCGCUUGGGCGGCCGCGAGAGCCGCUGGGGGGAGGACAGCGCCCGCCUGCUGCUGCUGCCCCCGGCGCCGGCGGCUACGAGGCGAGGAGGACGGGGAGGACGGGGAGGAGGAGAGGCAGGCAGGAGGAGCAGGGGCGGCGGAGGCGGCGGCGGCCACCCCUAUGCCGAGAGGAUGCUGGAGAGCGGCGGCUGCAAAGCGCUGAAGGAGGGGGUGCUGGAGAAGCGCAGCGACGGGCUGCUGCAGCUGUGGAAGAAGAAAUGCUGCAUCCUCACCGAGGAGGGGCUGCUGCUCAUCCCCCCCAAGCAGCUGCAACAGCAGCAGCAACAGCAGCAGCAGGCGGCCGCGGCGGAGCAGCCCCAGCCGAGCCCCCCGGCCGCAGCCGUCUCCGGCCUCGAGCCGCCCGCCAAGCUCAAGGAGCUGCAUUUCUCCAACAUGAAGACGGUGGACUGCGUGGAGCGCAAGGGCAAGUACAUGUACUUCACCGUAGUCAUGGCCGAGGGCAAAGAGAUCGACUUUCGGUGCCCGCAGGACCAGGGCUGGAACGCGGAGAUCACUCUGCAGAUGGUGCAAUACAAGAACCGCCAGGCCAUCCUGGCCGUGAAGUCCACCCGGCAGAAACAGCAGCACCUAGUGCAACAGCAGCAGCAGCAGCAGCUCCCGCGGGACCCGCACCCGCACCAGCACCCGCACCCGCAUCCGCACCCGCACCCACAGCCCCCUCAGCAGCAGCAGCAGCAGCAGCCGCAGCAGCCACCUCCGCCGCCGCAGCAGCAGCAGCCCGUCCACCGCCUCCUUCGCAGCACGUCCAACUCCGCCUGAAAGGGUAGAGGGCAGUUCCCCCCUCACCCAAGCCAGAACAGGUUGAAUGAAAGAACUCUUCGGAAAGUUGGGAAGAACACAUUUCUGUUGUCUUCAGUUAAUCGGGAAACUAAAGAAACACCUCCCCUGGACCCCAACUAGACUCGAGUAUCUUGGACCUCACCUUUGUGGUAACCUGUGACGCCCCCCUCCCAAUUAGUUUUCUGCACAGGCCUCAUCAUGAUGCAGGAAAGAAUUUCGAGUCAAGAAGACUUUGACUUAUUUAUGAACCUUGGAAAGGCUCUUCUAGAAUGGAGAGACUUCUAGGAGAGAUGAUGUACUGUAAUUUUAUUUUAAUGUAUUUUAAUUUGCAAUUAUUUAUUAGUUUUUUUAAAUGCUUGUUCUCAGACAUUUCUGAAUGUAGGCCAUUUUCCAGAAAUGAAACAAUUUUUUAAACCCCAUUUGUUAAUGAUAAUAAGCCCUGAUCCUUGGAGAUGUGGGAAGGGGAAGGGGAAAAGGACAGGAAGAGACACUGAGAAUCAAUCCACUUAUUUAUUUCAAGAUCUUAAUAAGAGUAUUAUUUGUGACCCAUGGUUUGUCAUGCCAAGGUGGCUGGACAAAAUGUUAUGAUGUUUAAGUUUUUUUUUAUUUGAUUUUCCCCUAGAGCUAUAUUUUGGGUAGAAAUUCAUUAAAAGCAAUUAAAUGUUAAGAAUUGUGUAUUUAUGAGAAUCUAAUAUUCUAGAUACAGCUUCUCUGAAAGGGGAACAAAAAGAUAUUGAAACUUGGUUUCAAAAUAUUUAUUUAAAAAAGCAACCAGCUGUUUCGAAGAAUUAUCAGAUUUCUCUUUCAACCCUGUGGGGCUGGGAGUGGGCCAGAAACAAAAUGUCACUAUGUGAAAAACUUUAGCUAUUACCUAAAUUUUGGUUUGUUUUGUAUAUUAACUUAAAAAAUAUGUGCUUAGUUAAAUUAUUUCGAAAAGAAAACAGGAAAGAGGACGCUUACUUUGGUUCAAGUUUUCGACCCCUUCUGACUAUGAUCUUUCUCCAAGUCUCUUGUUUGACUUGAAUUUAAUUUUCUGACCUUUUUUGCAUUGAUGUUUGAAGAAUUCUUCAUUCUAAAGUCCAGGUUGUAAAUAUUUGAAAGAAUUCAAACAUUGAUCACUUUAGUUCUUGUAGUGAAAAUGCAUUGCUUAGAGAAACCUACAAAUGUUUUGCUUUGUACAUCUGCCAGAUUGUGAAAAGUUAUUGGGGUGUGGGUUCUUGGUAUUCAGUUAACAAAACCCUGAAAUUAGAACAAGUAGGGGGAUAGGUGAGUAGGAGAGAGAGAGAGAGAGAGAGAGAGAGAGAGAGAGAGAGAGAGAGGGAGAGAGAUGCAUGGAUGUGCCAGUUCCAUUUAAGGUCCUGAAACCUCACAGACCUUUCUUAAAAGGUAGAAGAAAUACUUCAGUGUAAGGAGAAAAGGAUGGUAAGAACCUGCACAGGGCAGAGUCUAAUUUUUUUUAAGCCUUUAGAUGUCAAUCACUUCCUUAUCUACAGAACUAUCAGUUGUUUUAAAUUCUUUAGCCCGAGGUAGACUUUUCAUCACUCUUUGAGGACUAGUGGGCAUUUGGCCAAUUUGUAAGGUAUAGAUACCAAUUUCUUUUUCUCUAACCCUUGUACUAGUAGUUUCAAGGUCCAAUCACUUUUGAGGGGUAAAACUUAAAUUGAUAAAAGUAUCAAAGUUUGGAAACCUUCUUUAAAAAAAAAAAAAAAGAAAACUCCAACAACCCUAAAAUCAACCCUAAAACUCUUUAAUUAACUUGCAUCUCUCUGAUUGUGACUGGAAGCUAUGUUGUAGAUUGCUGAAUAGCCAAAAAAAAGGCCUUGCUUGAGUCAGAGCAGUUGUCAAAAUCUACUUUACUCACUGUUAAUCUUUGUGGAAAAAGAAAAGUAAGCUUUCCUACUUUUAAAUAAGGAUUUCCCUAAAGUCGUUGUGACAUAGCAUCCCUAUGAAAACCAUCAGUUUUUCAAGUAAAUUCAUCUCCCUGUUCAGAAUCCUAUGGCUCUGAAAAGGGACCCUGAAGGUUGUCAAGUCCAACCUCCUUUCCCGUGUAGAGAACUACUUAAUAACAGGUCUUAAAGGAGAUUUCCCAUCUACCGUUUGAGCAACACUUCAGUGAUGGGAGAACUCACUAGCUAGCAAAGCAGCCCUUUUAAAUUUCGUAGGGCGAAUUCCAUAUUCUAUGGGUAAGAUAUGUACCAGGUGUCUAAGAUGGAUGUGCUUUUUAAAAAAAUGCAUAUAAAUCCCUUAAAAAAAACAGAAAUGGGUCCUAUAAUGGGGAAAACACCACUUCUGAUGUCCUUUCUUUGCAUCCUAGAUUGAGAACUGGAAGGGACCUUAGAGGUCAUUGAGUAUAGCCCUUUCAAUUUACAGAUGAGAAAACAGGCUUGGAUGGGUUAAGUAAUCUGUCCAAGUCACAUAGCUGGUGUCAGAGGCAGUACUUGAACCCCAUAUCUUCUGGACUACUAGCCUGGCAUUUAUCCACUCUGCUUUGUUUAUAUGCCUCAUCAGAGUUGCUAUAUCCGGUUUGUUCUUGAUGGAAGUCCAGAGGGUCUCAUUAAUACCUUGCCCAUCAACCCUUCAGGCAUGUUUUUGUGUGCCUGGCUGUUUACUGUAACACUAGCUGUGAGUGGUGUCAUCCGGGUUCGAUUCCCUGGUUAAAUUUAAAAUAUCAUAGAUUAUAGAAUUUAAAGUUCAGGCUUUAGAGAUCACCUACUCCAGCCCCCUUAAAACAAGUUCCCAGUCAUACGGUGGGAGAGGUAGGAAAGCUAAUGACUCAUAAUGUUUGUUAAAAUAAAUGAGGUGAUAAUAGACUGUAUUGACCUGGGUCUUUCUGGUUUGCAAAAUGCUUCACAUUCGCUGGUGAAGUAGGUAGAGGGCCACUCCUCCCAUUUUACAGCCAAGGGAAGUGAGACUCAGAGGUGGUGGUUGCCUGAAGCUGAGAUUCCAUCUCAGGUCUUCUCACUCCAGUAGAGUGUUUCUGUCAAUCCCUUGACUUACAAUGAAUUGCCUCUUAAAAGCUGAUGGCUACUCAGGUGCUGCAUGCAUGACACAUUGGAAAGAUCUCUCACUUUGGAGCCAGGUGAUCUGGGUUUCAUUCUUGGCUCUUCCAGGUGCCACCAAGGGCACCUGGAACAAAAUCACUUCUCUUCAGUUUCUGCAGCUGUAAGAUGAGGUUGCACUAAGUGACCUCUCAUGUCACUUUCCAAAUCUAUCCUAUGCCUAGAAAUGUUGUUUAAAAGAAAUUUUUUUUCAAAAGAGCUAGAUUGCUUUAAAAAAUGUUUUCAUUGUUUUACUUUAAUAUGUUUGGCUAGGGGGCAAUGCAAAGGAUCUGCUAAAAGCACAAUGCAACAGUUUCCUUCCAAGAUAAUUUCUCUCUGUAGCUCUAUAUGCUUACUUAUAAAAUAAAGAUAAUAAUGCCUGCCCCUUACUAGCCUCUCAAGGUCUUUUGAGGACCAAGAAAACAGUCAGUCUCAUGGAGAAAGGUAACAUUCCCCCUUUAAGAUAAUAAACGAAGGAGAAUGUGUAUUGAAAAAUCCAUUCCUGGACUGGUGAGAAAUGUGGGCAUUUGGAAGGCAAAUGAAAAGGAACUUGUGAAUCUUGACUUUUGCUCCCUGAGUGCUCCCUGAGUACCUGGUAGGGGCUCAGAUAUUUGUUGAAUAAACACUGGCUGCUGCCCAGCACCCCAGAAAUAUUUGAAUAUGUUGUCUUGCCUCACUUUUCCACUGUCCUUCACCCCCUCACUCAUUUUGGCCAAACUAACAUCUAAGGCCAUGAUGGGCAGACAACAUGUCAACUUUAAACAUCACUCUCAUAACAGAGGCCUAUGCUUCACAGAUAGUCAUAAGGAACCUUAGCAAAAUGCGUAAUUUCUUGAUAGGCCUUGCUAGCUUCCAUCCUGAUAUUCCCAGGUGGGCCUGAUACUUGGCUUUCAUAUAGUUAUUAUUAUUUUUAGUGAGAAAUAGCUCUUAAGAAGUUCCAGGAAAAUUGUCAGGAGGUGUAUGAAACAAACUUUGAAAUACCUGAUUCUGGCUCUUUCCAUUUGUACCUCAACUUAACAGACCAGUAAAUUAAGGACAGAAUUGGUUGUCAUUUGAACCUCAGAUCCAAGCACUUAGCACGAUGCAUGGCACAUAUAUAUAGUGCGUUCUUAAUACUUAUUGACUUCAUGCCUUGGAAUUCACAGCUUACACCAAACACCCUGAAUUUUACUUAAAAGAUUUGCAAUGUUAAAACUGUAUACUUGGGCAACUAGUUUACUGUGUGCUCACCAUUAUCAAAAGCUUCUUGGUUUUCCUCCUUCCCUCCUGAUGGUUUCUUUGCUGCAAGUGUGCACAUCAUUUCUUUUUCUUUUCUUUUUUACUUUUUGAAACAGUGUGGAAGAGGGGUAAAGACUUAUAUCAGUCUGGAGUAUGGCCUUUCGAAGAGGCCUGCUCACCCAGCUAGUAUCAGGAACUGGCCUCUACUAUUAUCACUUAAGCUUAUCUCCGGAGCGUUCCAUUUGUUGUUUUCUCAGUGGUCACGCUAAAGCUUUAAUCUCUUGACCAAUAAAAAUAUCCCAAGUAUAAUGUCAAUUAGCUGCAUGACUUUCAACUCUUAAAUUAAGAGUUUUGUGAUUUGGUUUUAUGAUGUUCUCUAGAGGGGAAUAAAUCCAUUCUUCUAAUUCCAAACAAUGUAUGAUAUCACAAUGGUUGAAAAUGACUUUAUUAUUUUUUUGAGAGGGAUCUUUUGUUUCCCUCCCAGAUAGUUUCCCUGGAGUCCCUUUGGGUCUUUCUUUCUACACAUUUUUUCCUUUUUUCUGAACAACAGCUUCCAGAGUUAAUUUUUCACCAGUGGUGUCAACUGCCACAAACUUAUAGAAAGUAGUGAAAUGACCUACUCAUUUGUUGGGAAUGUUGCUUAACAGAACACAGAGUCCAGGAUUCAACAGUUUUUCCUGGAAAAGAAUAGGAAAGGCUAUUUAAUGAGAGCCCAGUAUCCUUAGUAACAUCUUUACAGUAGUUGAUAAAAGAUGAUAACCAAUGUUUUGAACUGAAACCUGUGAUGAAGCAAUGUAGGGGAAAGAAGCAGGUUUUGGUAACAGGAGGCCUCCUGAGAUUUAAUAUUGAUUUUCCAGAGGCAAGAUGGUUUACAAAUCCUUUGCCUGUUGCAUUCUUCAGUAAUCCCUUUUCUUUAAGGUUCAUAACAUGCAACUGCUGGUUUCUGAAAAGUGGAAGGUGCCACAAUGUACCAAAAGUUUUCUAGCGUAUCAUCCUUGUGAACUGACUAGUGUUAUUAUUUUAGUGUAAAUAGGACAUUUCUGAGAGAUGUGAUUUAUUUUUCAUAUUUUUUCAAUAUACAUUCCAUUUCCAAUAAAGAGCUAUCUACUGAAAUGAC